UAGCGCGAGCUGAUGAAUUUAUUCUUCAUUGUUUCUCGGUAGCAGCAAAGUUUGGAUUCCUAAGAAGCCUCGAAUACAAGGCCCUCGCUGUUUCGUUCCGAAAUCCGACAGUGACCGGUUACACACCGCGUAGCAAACAACCUCCACUCGUCUCUCUCGCUCUCUAUUCAAAUCACAAUCCACAAACUCUAUCUUAGCCAACUGCUGCAUUUUGAAGAGGGCAUAGUCUUCUAAAAUUUGAAGUCAUUUUUGGGAAACAUAUCUUGGAUGCAGUGCUCCUAUCAAUUUGGAUUGAUGCUGAGGAAAAGGCAAGUUUUUCUCUAAGUAACAGGCAAAUGAGAUCACUGAAAUUGAGUUCUCUUUGCUCCAAUGUUUGAAUGUUGAUAGGUUUUAAGAAGUUUACAGUGUUGCAUUCCUCCGGUUGAAUAGUGUGGUGUUGCUUGCACAGAUAUUGCAAUCUUUCUCCAUUUGUUGACUAAAUAGAUAAUGGAACAAUAAGCACUUGGAUAUUGCAUGAACCAGAAAGCUAAAUCACUGUUGUUAUACAAAAUGGAGAAUGGGAAAAUCAUUAAUCCUUCUAUAAUACAAGAUGGUUUCAUGACAAAGACUCAUGAUGAAGAAGAGCUCUCCAAAAGCCAUAAUGACACUACUAAACGACUGAAGAACCGUGAACGGCAACGUAGAUACAGGGCCCGAAAACGCCGUGAAGCAGAUACAAAGAAGGCCUCUGUGACAAACCAACCAACACCACCACGAGGAGAAGUGGAACUGAAUGGGCAUCAUAAUAAUAACAUAACCCCUAAUCCUUGUAAAAGAAAUUGGAAAAAAGAUGCACGAAGAGCUCAUGCAUGUAAGAAUCUGGAAGAAACACAUAACGCUGCUGUUAUUACUGCAUUGCCCUUUAAUAUUAAAAGCCAGACUGUCUGCUCAGCCCCUGGAAUAAUGACAGGGCCAUCACAAGAGAGGGAAACUCAUUCUAAGAAUUCUGUUAGCUUGUGGAUUAGUGAAACAGAUAAGACCAAGUUUGGUCGAAGAGAUUGGAAGGCAGAGGCAAGAAGUAAUAAAAAGUAGUAGUGGUGGUUGGGUUUAAUGAAUUUGCAGAGACAUCUUGAUCAGCAGAUAAUGAUUGUGGAGAAUAGUGAAUUCUGUUGGCCCCGCUAAUUUAUACUAGCGUGGGUAGUGCACAUUGUUUGAACAUGGGGUAGAAUGUUUUACUUUUUUUCCAUUUGGUAACUUUUGCAGCUUCUGCUACAGAUAGGAUGGGAGGGCAUCAGGGAUACAGUCAAUUAAGUUUAACAAUUGCUUACCAUCAGUUUUGUUGCAGGAAGAAUAUGAAAUAUCAGAAGCUUAGCCAUGAAUCUUGCCUUAAUUUGAAGGUCAGGUCAGUGUUCAGGAAUGAUUGUAAUAUAUGAUCACUCUAAUGUAAAGUGCAUAUCAUUGUGUAUAAAGUUUGAGAUUGCUAUAUACGCUCCACUGUGGAACAUGAAACAUACAAACUUGGCUCGUGUAAGGGCCAUUCAUCAGUGUUUUCUUGCCUUUAUAUAUGGGAAUAGGAAGAUGAGUCUUUGUCCGAAA
Populus trichocarpa (black cottonwood) is the source of this 1575-nucleotide messenger RNA. RefSeq lists its product as uncharacterized. The coding region runs from base 514 to 1071 and encodes 185 amino acids. The record is from RefSeq and is a predicted model, not a curated record. The transcript has 3 exons. NCBI's taxonomy places the organism in Eukaryota, Viridiplantae, Streptophyta, Magnoliopsida, Malpighiales, Salicaceae.